Eleginops maclovinus (Patagonian blennie) is the source of this 1953-nucleotide messenger RNA. RefSeq names its product biotinidase-like. The record is from RefSeq and is a predicted model, not a curated record. Bases 210 to 1601 code for a protein of 463 amino acids. The transcript is spliced from 7 exons. NCBI's taxonomy places the organism in Eukaryota, Metazoa, Chordata, Actinopteri, Perciformes, Eleginopidae. Gene Ontology annotation, molecular function: hydrolase activity, acting on carbon-nitrogen (but not peptide) bonds, in linear amides.
UCUGUGAAUAGGUUCCCAGAUUUAUGCAGUAAACUCAACCCUAUUUUCCAGGGAUUAGUUCAUUUACCUCUGACAAAUAAAAAUGUGCUAAGUCAUCUCUGUUUACCUCAGCCUUGAUUAAGACAUCUGAGCCCCCUGCAUAAAAGUGAUAAACUGUCUGUCUGGUGUACACCAUUUGUUAUUGUCCAGAACAUUUGAAGGUUGGAACAAUGUUUUUAAUCGUUGUCAUCAGUUUUUCUUUAUCAACAGUAGUCGUUCAAAUGGAGCCCAACGUGGACUCCUCGUACAUUGCUGCUGUGUAUGAACACAACGUCAUCCAGGCCAGUGACCCUGUUAUCCCCGUUUCCCGCUCUGAUGCCCUGAGGAACAUGCAGAAAAACCUGGAUAUCUACGAGGUGCAGGCUGCCAAAGCCGCCAAACAGGAUGUCCAAAUCCUGGUGUUUCCAGAAGCUGGUAUUCUGGGUUUCUUGUUCACCACCCGGUUAUCCAUUUUUAACUACCUGGAAACCAUUCCUGACCCCCAGAAGGAGAGCUGGAAUCCCUGCACUGAACUGGGAAAAUACAACAACACUGAGGUUCUCCAGAGGUUGAGCUGUAUGGCCCGUAAUCACAACAUCUACCUGGUGGCUAAUAUGGGCGACCUUCAGCCCUGCCCCAUGAUGACUGACCUCUCCUCCUCUUGUCCCCCUGAUGGACACUGGCAGUUCAACACCAACGUGGUUUUCAGAUCGGAUGGCCUGCUGGUGGCCCGAUACCAUAAACAACACCUCUACAGAGAAAUCUACUUUGACCCACCGCCGAAACCUGAGAUCAUAACGUUUGAUACACCUUUUGCCGGGAAGUUUGGUCUCAUCACCUGUUUUGACAUCAUUUUCUACCAGCCUACAAUUGAACUGAUUGAGAAGGGUGUGCGUCAGCUGAUCUUCCCCACAGGCUGGUUAAACACGUUCCCUUUCUUGGACUCAGUUCAGUUCCAGAGUGCAUUUAGCUUAGGUGCCAAUGUCACCCUGCUUGCGGCAAACCUUCGUAAAGAAACAGUCCCCAUCACUAGUGGAUACAAGACCAUGACAGGAAGUGGCAUCUACACUCCUGAUUCUGCUACGUACCACCACGCCCAGAAAGGAGACCCAGAGGAGGGCAAGCUGCUGGUGGCUAGUGUGCCAGUCCCACAGUGGGUGGGGCAGAACGUGGACACAGAGAAGGGGUCAGUUAGGGCUCCUAAAACAGUUUCUUCAGUUCCUCCUUCGUCUUCCACCUUUCACUCAUCCGUGAAAUAUGACCCACUUACAUUUGUCCUCUUGACGGAGACAGAGGGCAAAGUCAACGUGUGUAAUGGCACAUUUUGCUGCCACCUGCAGUACCGGCUGAUUCCACAAGGCGACAGUAACGAGCUCUACGCAUUGGGAGCAUUUGCUGGAAAACACAACGAAAGAUUCUUCAUCCAGGUGUGUGCACUCAUCCGCUGUGCAGGGAAUGACGUCAGUUCCUGUGGACAGGAAGUACUGGAGGCUGAGUCUAAAUUUGACUUUGUUUUGGAGGGGACUUUUGGGACCACAUAUGUGUACCCAUCAGUUUUGGCCAGCAGAUUUGUCCUAGAGUAGCCAAAGACAAUUGAAAAAGCUCCUGAUGGCAGAGUGACCAUGAAACACUCAAACAUGACCGGUGGGCUGGUCACCUCCAGUCUGUACGGACGGGUGUAUCACCUGGAUAAUGAAUGAUCUGCUUUUGAAUGGAUGGGUGUCAGGAGAAAAGUAUGAAGUUCAUUUAAAGGUUCAAUGGAAAAUAAGAAUACACUGAGAUAAAGACUCCGUCACGAGCCCUUACGUUAUGGCCGAUUUGAAAAGUGUUUCAGGUUUAUGGACAAUGAUGACAUGUAAUAAAAAUGAAGUGUACAACCAUAAUGUUAAUGACAGGAGGUUUGUAAGUUCAGACAAUAAAGCAAGGAACCUAUAA